UUUACUUUCAACGAAAAAAACAGAAAAAUGGACAUACUUUUUUGCGACGAGCUUCUCCAGGAAAUCUUCCGCCGUCUUCCGCCUUCCUCCGCCGCAGCCGUCGCUCUCGUGUCGCGGCGAUGGCGCCGCCUCCUCCGCUCCUCAACGACCUCCCUUUCCCUCAACUUCCCCCCUCCCUACAACCCCACCACUAUCACUUCUUUCUCCUCCUUUCUUUAUCACCACCCCUUUCUAUCCUCCCUCUCUGCCUCCGCCGCCGCAGACGGCGGCGCCGGAGACCACCCUCUCCUCCUCUCCGUCGCCGCUUCCUGCCCGAAUCUCCGUCACCUCCGCCUCUUUGGCCCGCCUGUAUCUUCUCUAUCUCUCUCUAAUCUCUCAAAAUCAUUCCUUCAUCUCUCUUCUCUCUCUGUUGCUGUUUUGAGGCCUUUUUCUCUCAAUUGGCUGCCUUGUUUCAGCUCUUUGACACGCCUUUCCCUCUCUGUGAAAAACCCUUUACCGGAAAUCGAUGAUUCCGAGCUCGGAAGCGUGAAAGAUUCAAUCUUUGAUGUUGAAUUGCGUUUGGAGAGCCUUAGCUUAUCUGGGAUUUCACAGAGGGAUUAUGGGGUUGCCUAUCUUUGGAGAAAUUGCAAGAAUGUUACAAAAUUGGAGCUCAAUUGCUGCGAGGGUUUAGGAGAUUUCUCAUCCUUUUCUGAUUUCUUGAGGUUAGCUAGUGAUCUUCAAGAACUGGAGUUGAGAUCAUGUAGAAGUGUAGCUAAUCUUGUGCUGUUUAGUUUAUCUGAGAAUUGUGUCAAUUUGAAUUCUCUAUUGAUCUAUGAUGGAGGGAGCAGAGAGGGUUUGCUUCACUUUUUGAAACAGGGAAAGUGUAGUUUGAGGAGUCUUGAUUUGAGGCUGCCUCUUGAUCUUGAUAACUCUCACAUGCUUGCAAUAUCUGAGAAUUUUCAUUUUAGGGGCUUGAUGAGUUUGAAGCUGCAAAGUUGUUGUUUUGUGACUGGGGAGGGGUUGAGGGCAGUGGGGAGGGCAUUGAAUGGGGCCCUCGAGGAGCUCUCGUUGAUCAACUGUGACGUUGUAGUGAAAGAGCGCGGCUUGCUAACGACGUUAGGGCAAGAUUUCAAUGGGUUGAAGAGGUUGGACUUGUCUUACAAUGGCAUGUUGGUUGAUAAGGAGGUUGUGUCAAUGCUUGCCUCUUGUGAUGGUUUGGUUGAGCUGAGGUUGAGGGGUUGUAGUAGGCUGAGUGAUGCGGUUGCGGAUGCGAUGGUUAGGAGGUGUAAGCGGCUGCAGGUUGUCGAUGUAGCCUGUUGCUGUGGGAUUCGAGUGCAGGGAGUUGAGAUCAUCUUGCUCAACUCCCUGGGCUUGAGGCGAGUGGAGGUGGAGCGGAACAAGCUCUCGGAGGCUGCAAUGGCACGGGUGGCGGAUAGGUUUGUGGAGGUUGUGUGUUGAUUUGGUUUGGUUGUUGAGGUUUUGAGGCAGUUCUCAAUUUGAUUGCCUUUUGGUUCAGUGUGUCAGUGUGUUUUGUUGUGUUGAAGGGAAUAAAAGAAUUUGUGGAAAUAACAUACUCCUACGUUGCCA
Molecule: messenger RNA, 1566 nt
Organism: Salvia hispanica
Lineage: Eukaryota; Viridiplantae; Streptophyta; Magnoliopsida; Lamiales; Lamiaceae
Product: F-box protein SKIP2-like
Biological process (GO): SCF-dependent proteasomal ubiquitin-dependent protein catabolic process
Cellular component (GO): SCF ubiquitin ligase complex
Molecular function (GO): protein binding
Source: RefSeq, a predicted model, not a curated record